Molecule: messenger RNA, 2149 nt
Organism: Scylla paramamosain (green mud crab)
Lineage: Eukaryota; Metazoa; Arthropoda; Malacostraca; Decapoda; Portunidae
Exons: 2
Coding region: 271-1461 (396 amino acids)
Source: RefSeq, a predicted model, not a curated record
CACCCAUUGAGGAGUGGCAUGGUGGUGGAAGUGAUGGUAGCACAGUAGAUAAGGGUACGAACACACUGAACGCGUGAAAGGCGCGAGCGGGCGUCAGAGCGAGCGAGAGUCAAAGAGUCAAAGCGUCAAAAUGUGAGGGUGUGUACACUGAGUCCGGUGCGAGCGUCAAAUAGGCCGCUUCAUUGAUGGGAGAACUUUAGUUCGUUGUCAUCUUUCGAGGCGUGUGGUCUGUUUUGUUGUUCCUCCUAAUCAGUUCAUCCCAAAUUCAAAAUGAAUGUUAAAAGUAAUAGGAAGCGUGCAUUAUUGCUGUUAUUGAGUGAAACUAGUCCGGCUGUCCCAUCUUCAUCCAGCAUGUGGGUCCAUCCCAUCAAUAAGGAGCGCGAGACCCAUGGGGAAUAUCAUCAUUUGAUGCCACAACUGAGAAACGACCCCCCAAAAUUCAAAGAAUAUUUCAGGAUGUCAGCUGAAACCUUUGACUAUAUAUUGGAACUUAUUUCUCCAGUCAUCUACAAGCAAACAACCAACUUAAGAAAACCCGUAUCCCCAGAGGAAAGGCUUUCUGUGACAUUAAGAUUCCUGGCGACUGGGCUGUCGUUUAGAGGACUCGCCUUCACAUUCCGCAUGGGAGUGACAACUGUGCGAAUGAUCGUGCUAGAAACAUGCGACGCACUCUGGAAGAUAUUGCAAUCUACGCAUAUGCCGGUGCCGGAUGCUCAAAUUUGCAAACAUGCUGCAGAGGAAUAUUGGACGAAGUGGAAUUUCCCAAAUUGCUUCGGCUCAAUUGAUGGCAAGCACAUCCGUAUCCAGUGUCCCACCAAAUCCGGUUCCCAGUAUUAUAAUUACAAACAAUUUUUUUCCCUUGUACUACAAGGUGUCGCUGACGCGCGGUGCCGUUUUUUAACCAUUGACGUAGGUGCCAUGGGAAAGCAGAGCGACGGGGGGGUGUUUAGCAGCAGUGACCUUUUUAGGUGUUUAGAAAAAAAUGCAUUUAAUCUCCCUGAAAGCAUGCCGAUCCCAAACACAAAUGUCGAAACCCCUUUGAUGCUUGUAGGUGAUGAGGCCUACCCUCUACUACCAUACUUGAUGCGACCCUUCCCACGCUCAAACCUAAACAUCCCUAACAAGAUAUUUAAUUAUAGAUUGUCACGUGCCCGUCGUAGUGUUGAGUGCGCCUUUGGCAUCAUGGCAAGUAAAUUUCGCAUUUUGAACAAAUCAAUUGAAACUCAAGUGGAGUUUGCUGAACAUAUUGUGAAAGCAUGUUGUAUCUUGCACAACGUUAUAAUCGACAAGGAAGGCACAGAUUAUGACCUUUUCGAUGAAACAUCAACAAGCGCCAUUACCCCCCUCCCUACUUCAAGGAAGCGCCAGUCAAGAAAUGUAGCUCUUAAUUUGCGGAAUACGUUGAAAGAGUUCUUCAUAUCUGAGCAGGGGUCUUUGCCGUGGCAGGAUGUCAUGCAGUAGGUUUUAACACACGCAUUUAUUAAUGCUAUUAUAGUAAAUAUCACAAUAAUAAGUGUCAUGGAAGAACAUUGAAAAUUCCUUUCAGCGAACGUGGGGACCUACGCCCCCGGUAUCCAAAGUCAGCAGAAACGAUAAGCGCAUGAUCAUCCAUCCCAUGCGUUUAGCGUUCGGGCGACGCAGGUUCGAGUCCCCACGUUGUUUGCAAGGUUUUUCAAUGAUAUUCCAUGACAAAUAAAUUUCCUAUUUACUAUGACAUUUAUGUGAUCUGUGGUGUUGGCAGAAUAAAUAUAAUAUGCAUUUAUUAAAUCUAAAAUCUUUAUUUUUCCUAUCUACCCUUUUAGAACUAGAUAAGAACACCUAAAAUGAAAAAAAAACGCUAAAAAUAAUAAAACUACAUAAUCAAAAAAUGUUGGGAUUAAGUAAUUUAAGUAUAGCCUGGGUAGUAUGUACAAACUGCACAGAGAAACAGGUUGUGUACCUUUACUCAUGUCAACUCAAAUAUUUGUUAUAAAGUUUAUAUACUUGUUUUUUGUAUACAGGAAUAUCCAAAGUAAGGGAAAAUAUUACUAAGUAGACUGAUAUAUUUUUGCCAAUAAAUAGCGACCACAACUUACGUCUGGUGGCUCGUUAAAAUUCAAAGGGGCACAGGAAAAGAAUACUUCAAUACAAAUACGAUAACUUACCGGUU